AUGUCCGCCCAAGACAUGUUCUGGGCGGCUCCGCCGAUAGCGAGAACCCUCACAGCCGCCAUCGUGCUCGUCUCCAUCCCAGGCCACCUCAUUGGGAUCCCUGAUCUCUACUGGCUCGUCUUCGACACCUACACCAUCUUCACGCUCAAGCAGGUGCCGCAGAUAUGGCGGCUGGUGACUAACUUCCUCAUCACCGGGCCUAAGUUCGGCAUGAUUCUGGAUCCGUACUUCGUCUUCACAUACGCCUCGAGCCUUGAGACGGCGGCAUCACGAUUUUCUCAGCCGGGUGACUUCUCCAUCUAUCUGGCCUUCGUGUCAGUCAUUAUUCUGCUACUCGGCGGCUGCUAUCUCGGCAGUGUCUUCCUCUUGAGCCCGCUCACGCUGGCCCUGGCAUACACCCACGCUCAAGAAAACCCGAACCAGCAGAUCAACUACUUUGUCGUCACCUUCAGUGCCAAGUGGCUUCCUGUCGUCAUGCUCAUCGGCACCGUGAUCAUGGCCUCGCCCUAUGCUGCGCUGGUGCAAGCGACAGGACUGGUCGCCGCUCACGCCUACGACUUUUGUACCAUCAUAUGGCCGCAGUAUGGCGGUGGGCGGAAACUGCUCAGCACCCCCGUCGCCGUGCAAAGAUGGUUCGCGAAUGUUGCCGGAGCUCCUCAACGAAGGGGUGCCGGGACCGCUUUCAAUACGGGAGGUCCCGCGGCACAGAACGUACCCCAAAGGUCGGCGGGGACUGGCGGAGGAUGGACCAGUGGCUUUGGUGGGAACGGCUGGGGUCAGAGAGGACCUGGCAGGCGUUUAGGAGGUGAUUGA
This is a messenger RNA of Saxophila tyrrhenica, 813 nucleotides long. RefSeq lists its product as uncharacterized. The record is from RefSeq and is a predicted model, not a curated record. Gene Ontology annotation, biological process: endoplasmic reticulum unfolded protein response. Gene Ontology annotation, cellular component: endoplasmic reticulum membrane; Hrd1p ubiquitin ligase ERAD-L complex. Bases 1 to 813 code for a protein of 270 amino acids. The transcript has 3 exons. Gene Ontology annotation, molecular function: misfolded protein binding; ubiquitin-specific protease binding. Lineage: Eukaryota; Fungi; Ascomycota; Dothideomycetes; Mycosphaerellales; Extremaceae.